Acanthaster planci (crown-of-thorns starfish) is the source of this 3118-nucleotide messenger RNA. RefSeq names its product multicopper oxidase 3-like. Gene Ontology annotation, cellular component: plasma membrane. The record is from RefSeq and is a predicted model, not a curated record. Gene Ontology annotation, biological process: iron ion transport. NCBI's taxonomy places the organism in Eukaryota, Metazoa, Echinodermata, Asteroidea, Valvatida, Acanthasteridae. Gene Ontology annotation, molecular function: copper ion binding; oxidoreductase activity.
UGUACUACCGCAGAAAAAGAGUUGGCUUCAGUUUGUCCGCCGCCGUGCUUAUCUUAGUCGCUCCCAGACGGCAGUGCAGAGUGUUCAGUUGCCAACGCCCAGGCACCAGAAGCAUCGAGAAAGGAAAAUGGUUAUUCUGACUCUUGGAAGAAUUCAAGCAACCUUUGCAGUAGUCCUGUAUUUAGUUUUGUUACAGACUCUGCCAAUAACAGCACUGAGCGAGGAAGAUUCGAACCACGAUUGCUUGCGAAGCUGCUCAUGGCCCCCAAAGCCCCGUAUCUGUCGCUACGAAUUCACCGUGGAGUGGUCAUUCAGCAUGUCGAAAGCUUGCUACAAUUGCCCCUUCAACAUGAGUGACUGUCAUCGUCCGCAUUGCUUUACACUCGAUGGCGUACCACGGGCGGUGGCAGUCGUCAAUAGGCAGUUUCCCGGACCACACGUUCAGGUCUGUGAGCACGACAUCGUUUUUGUGAAGGUCAACAACCUGUUAAUUAACUCUGAGGGUGUUACUAUCCACUGGCAUGGGCUUCAUCAACGAGGGACGCCGUACAUGGAUGGGACAUCCUCCGUAACCCAAUGCUCCAUUCCUGCUGGCUCAAGCUUUACUUAUGAGUUCACAGCUGACACGCCAGGGACCCAUUGGUGGCACUCACAUUCGGGCCUGCAGAGGUCUGAUGGCAUUUUCGGGCCGUUCAUCGUGAAACAAUCCGCUCCGGAUGACCCUCACAGCGGCUUGUACGACUACGACUUUCCCGACCACGUGGUCUUUGUCCACGACUGGAUCAGUGACUUAGCUGUGAAUCGCUACACAGGCCAUCACCUCAGCACUUCAUCAGGUUUCCCUGAUUCAGUUUUAAUCAACGGUAGGGGGCAGAAGAUGGAGUUCUUCGACCAAAACACCAAUCAGACCAUAAAGACGCCAAGGGAAACAUUCCAUGUGCAGCAAGGCAAGCGAUAUCGCUUUCGUACAAUCAGCAACGCCAUCUUGGAUUGUGCCAUCGAGGUAUCAGUAGACAAUCAUAACCUGACGGUUAUCACAAGCGAUGGGUUUCCCUUCGAACCGGUCGAAGUGUCCCGUUUUGUCCUGUACGGAGGAGAACGGUUUGACUUUAUACUCGACGCCAACCAACCCGUUGGCAAGUACUGGAUGCGAGUUCGAGCUGUGGGUUACUGUACAGGCGCCAACGUUCAAGCAUUGGCCUCAUUGAUCUACGAAGGUGCUGAUGAUGAGCCAGUGACACCAGAGGAUGAUCCACCCAUCCGCAAAGGGGUAAUCCUGAACCCGGUCAACCAAGAACCCUCAGAAACAGUCAUGAACGUCAAUCAGCUUGUUGCACUAGAAAAGAAGGACGAAGCCCCACUGGAGAAUGUGUACCGAACCGUUUACUUGGGCUUGGACUUUGAGGGCGUCAAUAAUCCUAUCUACAACCACCCUGAUUACUACCCAUCCCACGCAGUCUCUCGGCGACACUGGACCUUUUCCUCGCAGAUCAACCACGUGUCCUUCAAGCCGCCUGCCGUGCCUCCCCUGACCCAGCACAGUGACAUCAAUGAGUUUGAAAUGUGUACUUUGGAUAAUACGAUGGCCAUGAGAGAACACUGCAAGGAGGAGUACUGCGAAUGUACCCACGUUGUUGAAGUGGAACUAGGAAAGACGAUUGAGCUGGUGCUUGUUGACGAAGGGAAACCAUUUGAAGGUACACAUCCAAUGCAUCUCCACGGCUACAGUUUCCAAGUGGUAGCUAUGAAGAAGUUGGGAACUAAGACCACCGUGGAGGAAGUCAUGGAACUUGAUCAAGCCGGAGGAAUCGUACGAAAUUUCACCGAGGCGCCGCAGAAAGACACCGUAAUUGUUCCAGAUGGUGGUUUCACAGCCGUUCGCUUCGUAGCAGACAACCCCGGUUGGUGGUUGUUUCAUUGCCACUUGGAGUUCCACAACACGAUCGGAAUGGCUGUGAUGAUCCACGUCGGCAAAGAUAAAGAUCUUCCGCCAAAGCCUAGAGAUUUCCCUCGCUGCGGUAACUGGUACCCACACGGCAGCGAGGAGCCAACUCCAACCCCGGAACCCUCUGGGGCCGUGCGUCGUUUCUCCCGCUCCAUCAUCGCUGCAUUGCUGCUGUGUUUUGCAUUCCUGUUCGUCAAAGUAUUCUUUGUCUAAGAAGAAGUGGAAAAACGGUUGUACAACUUACCUAUUCAUGCGUGUUCCUUUAUAUCAAACAUUCCUAGAGUUACCUUUCUAAAAGGGAUUUUCACCGUGCCUGUUUAAUUUGUGUUUAACACAAGAAAACGAGUCUGUGCCCGUUUGCUUUACUUUUAAAGCGUUAGUGUCCUCGCCCGUGAAUCGCAAUUUCUUCUCUAUGAACACUGCAUUGUCAUAUUUGUAUCUGUACACACUUUACAACUUCAAAUUUUCAAAGGUGCGUGUUUGGACAAUUAUUACAAAGGAUAUGUAACUGCAUACUUACGAUUUCGAAUUUUUACACUGAUUUUGUAAGGAAUGAUUAUAUUUAUAUGGUUCUUAUAGUAAAAACAAAGAUUUUUUACAUUUAAUUUACAUCGAAAAUAGAAGAUGUUUGAAUACGAUUUUAACUGAAAUUACCCAGAGGUAUAACAUGCUAUUUUCUCCAUGUACAUAAGGUAUGUAUGUUAAGGUUCUUAUUACACCGACUUGUGUUUAGGUCAAGAAUAAUUGUUGUGUUGCCCGUACAUUCUAAAACAAUCAGGGGACACGCAAUUGUUGUACACUUAUCCUCUGAGAUGAAGUCAAGCAGUAUGAAAUAUGGCCACUGGUUUUGAAUACCUGUAAAGCAGUAUUUAUUUGUUUUCAACUUUGAGAAACACAUGACAAAACCUGCACAGCAGCAUUGUGAUGUGACAAGUUUCAAUCGUUACAACCUUUUCCUAAUCAAAGCAAAACAACCUUAUGGUGCUUUGUAUGUUACAAGCUGGUUGGAAAACUUACCAUUGGCAGAAAAACGCUUCAAUACGCGAUAAACAGUGAAACUUAGAGUUGUAUACCGGUAUGUUAGAAACCUUUUCAACGUUUGCAUUGCUUUGUGGAUUUGGAUGAUAAACAAGCAAUGCAUUUUAUGUACAACCCUAUGGGGGAAGUGAACCA